GUAACACUCUACAAUCUCAAAUGUGAUCCAAUUUUUGAUUUUGAUGAAGGACCACGAAAUGAUAUGUAUUUCAAUCGUUUUGGUAAUAUUUUGAUUUUAUGUGGUUUCGGCAAUAUCUCAUCAGGACGUAUGCAGUUUUGGGAUGUUGAAGCGCGUCGAGAAAUUGUUACGAUUCAAGCUCCAAAUACGACAUUGUUGGAAUGGGCACCGGAUGGUCAGCAUUUGAUGACUGCCACCACAGCUCCAAGACUACGAAUAGACAACUGCUUCCGGAUCUGGCACUACACUGGUCGUUUGCUUUUCGAACGUCGUUUUGAUAAUCCAUCAGAACUGUGGCAGGUAAUUUCAUUCGCAGUAUCGUUUUUGUACCGUUUCAUAUUUCAUUUUAUGCUAAAAGCUAGUGCAUGA
Gongylonema pulchrum is the source of this 408-nucleotide messenger RNA. NCBI's taxonomy places the organism in Eukaryota, Metazoa, Nematoda, Chromadorea, Rhabditida, Gongylonematidae. The record is from the annotation of a GenBank genome assembly.